This is a messenger RNA of Bactrocera dorsalis (oriental fruit fly), 1798 nucleotides long. Its product is annotated as RAB6A-GEF complex partner protein 2. Lineage: Eukaryota; Metazoa; Arthropoda; Insecta; Diptera; Tephritidae. Gene Ontology annotation, biological process: retrograde transport, endosome to Golgi. The record is from RefSeq and is a predicted model, not a curated record. Gene Ontology annotation, cellular component: Golgi membrane; Ric1-Rgp1 guanyl-nucleotide exchange factor complex. The coding region runs from base 387 to 1640 and encodes 417 amino acids. The transcript has 4 exons.
AAACGUAAGUAGUUGAUUAUGUGAAAUAAUUAAAACCAAUUCAAAUAAGGAAAAGAGCGUAUCAGAAAAUGUUCUGAGUUUCGAAAGAGAAAAAAAUAUUAUAUUUAUCUAACCAAUAAGGCAAUCUUUCCAAUAAGUAUGUCCUCCUUACGAACAAAUCUAAUAUGAACGCAAUAUAUACAUAAGAAAUUUUUACCAAUUUAAUAGUGCUGGAUUUGUCACUCUCAAUUUUUAAAUGGAGUUUAACCUUAAAUUAUUAAAUCUCCAAUUAGAGAGAUCUGAGCUACAAUCAUUGUUGACAGUCAGCUGUUAAGUUAUUUCUGCUUAUUUGAGCUAUAAUAAGUAAAGAUUAUUAAAUUAAUGAAUAAAUAGCAAUACUAGAAAAUAUGAUAGAGAUAAAAGCAAAAUUUGUACGAGCAGAUUCUGCAAUAUAUGCUUCAGGAGAACGGGUAGAAUGUCUGAUCGAAUUUGGCCAUCGUGGCAAUGACAGAGAGGAGAACUUGGCUUGGGCCUCCGCGCAACUCCAUUGCUAUCGAAAAACCAACUAUAACAUCACUUCAGGGGACAAAAUAAAUGAGUUAGCAGAGCUAGUUGGUAAAACUGCUUUAGAUGCAGGAGCACAAGCUAAUGGUGAUAUAUUAAUUGCCACUAAGCCAAAGAUAUUAUUUUGCGAUUUAAAAUUAUUGCCAAGUGAAACGAAAAUUUAUUUUUUCAAUGAAAUUUUACCUCGUAAUGGUCCGCCUACGUAUCGGGGUCACGACAUUAAGUACUUUUACAGGAUUACAAUAGCCACACAAAGAGUUAAAUCUAAAGUGCAAAUGCUUAGUGUGCCUAUACGGGUAUUACCUAUACCAAUAAUUGCACGGCCUGAUGAGAUGCAUUGCACUGAAGAAACAAAUGACGAGCUAGCGCCUACUAAUCCCUUCCUUGAAAAAAGAGAAAUAUCCGAGUUGGAAAUAUCAUGGCAUCACCUUAAGAAUGUAACUGCCCGCCGAGCGCCUAAAUAUUAUCGUAUAUCUAACAAGCGUGGAUUUGUUGGUCGGUUUUGCUUGUUUAAACCGUCUUACAAAAUCGGGGAAGAUAUAGUGGGUAGCCUUGACUUUAGCAAUUGCAAAGUACGUUGUGUCCAAUUUUCAGUGAAACUGCAAGCUCAAGAAAUAUCACUUCAAAGUAAUGCCGAUCAGGCAAAUGAGUUCAAUGAUGCAUCCUCUGUAAAUUCCCUGGACUUGGCAAGUAUCGCUAGUGGAACAGCAAUAGAUAAUUUACAUAAAUCGAAGACAUCUGGUAGCGCACGGGAUAUUGCCGACGAGGAGCCUAUAGGAAAGAUUAGCACACUGGCAACCAUUCAUCAAAUGUGCUAUGCUAUGUUGAAGACCUCUGUGAUUAUACCUAUACCAUUACAUGUAACACCCUCAUUCCGAACCGAUUUGGUCGAGCUACGAUGGCGUUUACAUUUUGAAUUUGUCACAAGCACAAUGAUGGACUUUGGUAAACCCAAUCCAAUAGAGGGUGAGCUCAAAGCUCCUGCCGAAAUACCUGUAGAAACAAUGGUGUGGAAUUUGCCAAUUGCUGCAAUAUACGCUGCUAACCCCCUUCAAAUAUAUUCACCCAGCCAAACACAUAGUCUAUUGAUUAAGUGAACAAUGUACAUUUGUAUGAUCAGAGCAUAGUGUACACACAUACCCACGUUAAGAUAUGUAGUGCACACUUUUAAAUAUAUUAAUUGUAAUAAUUUAGAAUGUAAAAUUAGAUGAUAUAUAUUAAAAAUAAACUUAAUUUGAAGAUAUUUUGAAGGUAA